Linnemannia hyalina is the source of this 3603-nucleotide messenger RNA. The record is from the annotation of a GenBank genome assembly. NCBI's taxonomy places the organism in Eukaryota, Fungi, Mortierellomycota, Mortierellomycetes, Mortierellales, Mortierellaceae.
AUGUCUCCGCAACCCGGAUCCACUAUGUCAUCUCAACUGGAUCGUCCAGCAAAAUUUGGACGUGUUGCAGCCGAGGCGGACGAUGACCCUGCUUCAGUUGAAGAUGCGCUCCUCAGGAUGAAGACAAACAGACUUCUUGAAUAUAACCAACCUGUCUACAUUGCACCGAUGGCUAAGCCCAACCUACAAGCACUAGACAACAGCGCGCUUCCUCUUAUGAACAUGGUCAGGGAGUUCUUAGCAGGCAACGGUCAAGUUUUGCUGAUUCUGGGCGACUCGGGAGCUGGAAAGUCGACGUUCAAUCGACAUCUGGAAAACAAACUGUGGACGAACUACGAGGUUGGGGGCCGCAUCCCGCUCUUCAUCAACCUCCCAGCCCACAAACAACCCGAUGAGGAUCUCGUUGCAAAGCAAUUGAGGACCGUCGACUUUUCAGAACGGCAUAUCUGGGAUCUAAAACAGUGUCGCCAGCUCUUAUUAAUCUGCGAUGGCUAUGAUGAGAGCCAGCUCACCUCCAACUUGCACACCACCAACCUCUUCAAUCGACCUGGGCAGUGGAACGUCAAGUUGAUCAUCACCUGCCGCACUCAGUACCUCGGUCCUGACUAUCGCGAUCGCUUUGCGCCUAAGGCGUCCGGUCAGUAUCACCGCACCGCCUACAAUCUCUUUCAAGAAGCCGUCAUCGCCCCCUUCUCCAAGGAACAGAUCGAGCUGUACGUUGAAAAGUUUGUCCCACUCAUACCUCGUACUUGGGUUAAGAAGGACUAUAUGGACAAGUUGGCAGCCAUCCCCAACCUCAUGGACCUGGUCAGGAACCCUUUCCUGUUGAUUCUUGCUCUGGAAGCACUCCCAUCCGUCGUCAAGAACAAUACCAGUCUCUCGAAUCUCCGCGUCACCCGUGUUGAGCUCUACGACACAUUUGUUCAUCAUUGGUUGGAGGCCAACAAGCGCCGCCUGCAAGAACAGACGUUCAAGGAUGACAAACAUGAGGCGCUGGAAGAUCUUCUUGCGGACGGGUUUGUGCAUCAUGGGAUUGUCUUUCAGAAGAAGCUGGCGUGGGCGAUCUUUCAGCAACAGGAGGGCCGACCUGUAGUCGAAUAUUCCAACAAGCGAGACAAGUCGUCGUGGAAAGCUAGCUUCUUUGGUCCUAAAACUGAGAGAUCCCUCCUCAGAGAUGCCAGUUUGUUGAGUCGCACCGGCAACCAGUACCGUUUCAUCCAUCGAUCCGUCUUAGAGUAUUUUUUCUCCUGUUUCGUCUGGGACACCUCCAGGGAUGAUGACGAGUUUGCUCCGCAUGUUUAUUCAGAAGCUACUGGUGUAUCUCUUCCUAUCACCGACCAUCCACUGUCCAAGAGGAGUCUUGUCCCGGAGCCAUCGGUCAUCCAGUUUCUCGCCGAGCGUGUGCAAAUGCAGCCCAUCUUCAAGCAAUACCUUCUCGCUCUCAUUGAGCUUUCCAAGUCGGAUCCUCUGGCUAGCAUGGCCGCAUCCAACGCCAUCACGAUCCUGGUGAGAGCUGGGAGACACUUCAAUGGGGCUGACCUUCGAGGCAUCCGCAUCCCAGGGGCCAAUCUCACAGGUGGGCAAUUCGACUCGGCGCAGUUUCAGGAUUCCGACCUAACAGGAAUAUACUUCGCCAAGGCUUGGAUCCGACAGGCGGAUUUCACCAGGGCACGGAUGGAAGAGACCCGGUUUGGAGAGCUUCCGAGUUUGCAGGAAGCGUGGGCGGUAGAGUCAUGUACAUUUUCCCCAGAUGGAAGGUCUUUUGCAACGGGCCUGAAAAACGGCAACAUUAAUAUCUACGACACAACCACCUGGACAAGGAUUCGGCUAUUUCAUGGUCAUGAAACAGCUGUUCAGAGCCUCGCCUAUUCAACAACCGGCCUUCCUCUUCUCUCUUACUGUUCCGAUGGUACGUUGCGACUGUGGGAUGGUGAGAUAGACAGGACUUAUCGUAUUCUGAGAGGAUAUUCUUGGAAGGUAACAGCUGUUGCGUUUUCACCCUCAGGCAUGCAGUUCGCCUCAGCCAGCGACGACAUGUCAGUGUCCCUAUGGGACACCCAAACAGGAACCGUCACCUUUGUCAUAGAAGAUUUUGGCGAUGUCACAGGGAUCGCCUAUUCACCAGACGGGAACAACAUUGUAUCCUGCUGCAUGGAUGGACAAGUCGGAGUAUUCGACACACGGACGGGCCUACUGGUGCAAGGUUCUGGAACGAGUGACGUGAGUUACCGCUGCCUUGGAUAUUCCCCUAACGGACAGUCGAUCGUCUCGGGUGAAGUCACCGGCGAACUGCAACUCUGGGAGGCGACCACCAUGAUACCGAGGAUCAAAUGGAGAGGACAUUCUAGACCAGUGACAAGCGUCGCGUUUUCACCGAACGGGCAAUGGAUUGUGUCUGGCAGUGGCGACAAAACGGUCAAGGUGUGGGGUGGAGAUUCACCCACACUUGUCUCUGUAUUCACAGGUCACACCCACGGCAUUACCUGUGUUGCAUUUUCCCCAGACAGCUCGCUCAUUGCUUCAGGAAGCAAGGAUCAGACUGUACGGCUCUGGGAGGCGAACUCGGCUGGGUUUGAUCUCGACGUAGACGGCGCCUUCGACUCCAAGCCAAGUGUAGCCUAUUCCCCUGAUGGACGGUUUCUCAUCUCUGGCAGUCGUGCUGGAGCCAUACAGCAACAUGACACGGAGAGUGGCGAGAUUGGUCUUGUUAUUCGCCGCCAAGAGGUCCGAGCUAAUUCUAUCGCUUAUUCGUGGGGUCAGAUUGCCAUGGGUGGUUCAGGAGGCGAUGUCACGUUGUGGAGCGCUUACACCGGCGCCCUUGAGCACACUCUUGGCGGCCAUACUGAGGAUGUGAGAGCAGUUGCGUUCUCACCUUGCGGCCGAUGGAUUGCUUCCAGUGAUGACCUGACGGUGCGACUUUGGGAUCCCCGAUCAGGCACGUCUAUCCAGGUCUUCUCCUGUGGCCGCGUCGAUUUUCGAUCUUUGUCGUUUUCGUCCAGCGGUGCUGAGGUUGCACUUGGAGGCAAUUUUGGAACAAUGCAAGUCUGGGAUGUGGCGACUGGGAAGUGCAAAAAGUUAUGGGUGGAGGCGUCUUUCAGCUUUGUGAGGUAUUUACCAUGGAGUCUUCAGGCUGUUUCCUGUCACGGUGGAAAAGGUGUUUGUCUGUGGGAUGAAGACGGCCGAGAUUACCGAGUCAUUUUGCAGCACAGUCAUAUUGCCUUCCAACACUUUGCAUUCUCGAGUUGCGGUCAAUGGAUAGCAAGUGUUGAAGAUGAUACGGUUCACCUGUGGAGAAGCCCUCUGGAGGUGAGGACACAGAACUGGGAUUAUGUGCUGGCCGUCGAGGGUUGCUUAGGGAAGAUUAAGGAGAUUGUCUGGAGGCCUUACAAGUUGGAAUUUGCCACCGCCGAUAUGUAUGGGUCCACUCGUGCUUGGAAGGUCGUGGAAGAGUCCGGCAGAGUGCUAGUCCGAUUAGUGUGGGGUACUGGAGGAGGAGGUGGCCUUGCUGUCUCGGGAUCGCUCUUUGACGAUGCCAUUGGUCUUAACACGAUCAACCGGAACUUGCUAAAGCAGCGCGGCGCUAUUCUCACAAAAAGCCUGUAG